This is a messenger RNA of Talaromyces stipitatus ATCC 10500, 1365 nucleotides long. RefSeq lists its product as uncharacterized. Bases 1 to 1365 code for a protein of 454 amino acids. The record is from RefSeq and is a predicted model, not a curated record. Gene Ontology annotation, molecular function: protein binding. NCBI's taxonomy places the organism in Eukaryota, Fungi, Ascomycota, Eurotiomycetes, Eurotiales, Trichocomaceae. The transcript is spliced from 2 exons.
AUGACCGAAGUAAUCCAGCCAAAAACUGUAUCUUCAUUGGUCACAGAAUUCCUCGACCAACCACCGAGUUGUCUUGAAUUCUGUCCCAAGGAUCCCAACUACUUUGUAGUAGGAACCUAUCUGCUUCAGGAGCAUAAGGAGCCAGCAGAAGAGAAGAAGAGCGGAGAAGGCGAAGAAGAAGGUGACGAAGGAACUGCGCCUAGCUCUGUCAAACAGACAAAGACGGGAUCUUUGCAGCUGUGGCAUUUGGACAUUACUGCUCCUAAGCUACAACACAAGCAAACAGUCCCUCUCUCCCAUGCCGUCUUCGACCUGAAAUUCCACCCCUUCCGACACCACAUCCUCGGUAUCGCAGGCAGUAACGGCUCAAUCUCCAUUUACAGCGUCCUUUCGGAGGACGGCAACAAUUACAAUAUAGGAAUCCAACACAUCUGGACAACUUCCGCGGAACACGCGAACAAUUCAACUUUGUACUUCACCUGGUUCCCACAGGACUGGUUCCCACUGCAAACAAGCCCCUACACAGACGGCUUUGCAGCCUCAUUCGCCAACGGCACAACACGAAUCUAUCUUCUUGACGCCGAACGGGAAAACCGGCAUGAUAUUGCGCAAAACAAAGGGAACUACAAUUUCAUAGUCAAGGAACAUCUACCCGAGCGCCGCAAGAACAUUGAGCCGUGGUUCAUCGCGUUAGCGAAAUAUCGAAACCCGAGUGUAAUGGGCGGAAGUGAAUCGUUCAUGUUCACGGGUGAUGAUAUGGGGAACUUGUGGACGCAGAGCUUCACAUAUCCCGAGGAUCGUAAUUCGAGCGGUGAUCUAGAGGAAGAUUUCAUGAUUUGCGAUUAUAGGGAUACCGAUGAUGAAGGACUGCGCCAUACAGCUGGUGUAACGGCUAUACUGCCCUUACCAACUGUGGGCAUGGUAAAGAAGAUGCCUAUCUUGCUGACGGGGAGUUACGACGAGUAUAUUCGAGUAUAUCAUGCCACUUUUAGAGGCGCUAUACUCGCCCAGAAACGUCUGGGAGGAGGCGUGUGGCGUUUACAGCUCAUCGGAGACCCAACUACCACCCAUACAACUACCGGAGCAUCAACGAUUACAGAAGUCCAAUUCUUGGUCCUGGCGAGUUGUAUGCAUGCUGGUACAAGGAUUGUAAAGGUGAAUUGGAAGAGGCCUCAGGUGGGAGCGAAUGAAUUGGGUUCUUGGGAUAUAGAAAUUUUGGCUCAGUUUACAGAGAAUGAGAGCAUGAAUUAUGCCUCGGGUAUUUGGAAGGGAGGUGAGACUUCCGCUACAACAGGAAGAGAGUUGGUGGGUGUUUCGAGCAGUUUUUAUGAUAAAAGGUUGUGUUUGUGGAAGAUUCAGAUCUGA